CUCGGCAGGCCAGCACGUAUGCCGCGAAUCCCGCGCACGACCGCCCCCAACCGCGAUUCCCCUCGUGCCCGCGGCGAAUCACGCGCACGACCGGCCCCUCGCGGCGAAUCCCCUCCCACCCGCGACGAAUCCCCUACCCGAACCUCUCGCCACCACCGCGGCGAACCACGCGCAAAUCUCUCAGCCACCCCCAUCCUCGUGCAAAUCUGUCGCCACCACCACCCGCUACGCCCGCUCUCAACAACCUCCGCCUCCAUCGCCGUGCGUCUCGGCCAUCCCUCGACUCUGAGAUUUACGCCGCUCUCAAGAACCCCCGCUCUCAAAAACCAUGCUCCCAAGGAGGUACUGCAGACUGCUCGCAAGUCCUGGUAGCGCAGAACCGCGCGUCCUCAAUCCGCUACUCCGGCAAGCCCGCUCCCCGACUGUUCAACUAAUCCGCCGUCACCUCGCGUCCGCCCUCGUCACAUUGGUUUUCGCCGAGGUGUCUGGACAAGUAGCAGCAUUUCAUGUGACGGUUGACAGGUGUGCAUUUUACUGCUGCAGAUUCCUCGGCUGGCAGGCUGCUGCGCUCUUGAGAGAACAGCCCGUCUACCACGUCGUAUAGUGUACCAUUGGCUGCGGGGCCGCCAUGCCCCCAAUGGCGCUACCCGGAAGGAGGCUGAGUAUUUGGGAGAGUAUCGGCGAAGCAUCAUGGCUCCUGACGAAGCAGAGGCUAUGACCAGCGCGCUGGACGUUGCUGGGGGCCGCCUGAUGCUGGCGGCGGCUGCUGCCUGGAGGGCAGCGAUAGAGCUCAUGAUCGUCGAGACCUUCGAUACCAGAUUGGUAGGAGCUGUGUUCCCUAUGCUGACGAUAUGUUUCCGUUGCAAUGCACGGGCACCCACCUAGUGGUAUAUUAUGACGUUAUUACUGUAAUAUCCGUUUGUGUGUUGUGGCGAUACACUAAUUAUAUUUAAUUUAAUGC
Zea mays is the source of this 961-nucleotide messenger RNA. RefSeq lists its product as uncharacterized. The record is from RefSeq and is a predicted model, not a curated record. The transcript is spliced from 3 exons. The coding region runs from base 329 to 604 and encodes 91 amino acids. NCBI's taxonomy places the organism in Eukaryota, Viridiplantae, Streptophyta, Magnoliopsida, Poales, Poaceae.